Coniophora puteana RWD-64-598 SS2 is the source of this 921-nucleotide messenger RNA. RefSeq lists its product as uncharacterized. The coding region runs from base 1 to 921 and encodes 306 amino acids. The transcript is spliced from 3 exons. NCBI's taxonomy places the organism in Eukaryota, Fungi, Basidiomycota, Agaricomycetes, Boletales, Coniophoraceae. The record is from RefSeq and is a predicted model, not a curated record.
AUGUCUGAUAUGGAGGAUGAAACCCCGCUUACCCUGGAGGACAGGAAGGAUGGCAAGAAUAUAUCCGCCAUUGAGGGGAAACUAUCCACACCCCAGCAACACACUGUCACCAAAGCCAAGGACAGCCUUACGGCCAAACAGCGUGCACGUAUCCACAAGCACUACAAGUCCGUGCUUGGCAGCGAAUCAUCAAGUACCAGCAACAACGUGAGUGACAACUUGUCAGACAGCAAGUCAGAAGAAGCUCCACCCACCCAAGACAAGGGCAAGGGUGUAGACCCCAAGAAUUGGGGAGCGUCAGAGCUUUCCAAAAAUGAAAUAAAUCCCCAUGUGGACACUGAUAACAAAGACAACAUCCCGGAACUGCAGGACAUAUCAGAUGAUGAGGACGAGGAUGGAGAUUUCCAUAUCCCUCACAACAUCAUUGAUAAGAUCAACAGGAUGCGUACCUCACUGAAGUCACACAUUGCACAGCUCAAAGGCAAGCACGCAAAGAAAACUGCCAAGGGCGAGACAAAGAAAGUAGCUUCCGAGCCAGCCCCAGGGCCCUUGGAUGAUAACAACCAAGACAGACUUGUGAACAUUGAAGCUGAAGACUGCAAUUUGGAUAUGCUGGAUGAAGGGGAGCAGCAGCAGCAGCAGCAAGGGGAUAUGCAACCAGAGAGCAAGCAUGGGGAUGAGGAAGGCAAGGGUGAGCAUGGAGGUGGUAAAGACAAAGAGGAAGUUCUUCAGCAUGCCCAGAUUCAUGCAAUGCAACCAGACUAUGAGGUUGAGGAGGACUGCUGUCCACCUACUCCCUCACCUGCCUCCAAGGAUCUGCUUCUGCCACCUCCCUCCAACAACCAUGCCCUUUUGACUUACACAGAGGAGAAUGCCGGAGCUCUUUCAAACUGCUGCACUCAAAAAUGCAUGCACUACUGA